CAAAGCCCCAAAGCCCUCGGUUAAUGUGAGGAAGCUAGAACUGGUUUAGUUGGCUCUGUUGCUAAACAACACGGCUUCACUCACUGUAAACAGUUCACCCCUGUGUAGUUUGUCUUUACUAGUGUCACCGCAGCCUAGUUUAUUUAAGCUGAAUUUAAAAUCAUCAGAGCUACUUUAACAAGGACAGUGACAUCAUUUAACAUCAGAACGACCCGCUACAUCAUGACAGUCAGGAAUUUCCCUUUUCUAGUGGAAAACUGGGCUCAGAGGCCACAAAGUGCCCUUAUCUUACCUGAGGGCGGAAAUCAGACCGGGGACGCAGAGGGGGAAACGGUGCCUCCGAUCCCUGCUCGACAACUUCUGCCUAGCCUGCCCUCCCGCCUCUCGCCCACCGUAACAGCUCACCCGCUUACCCCUACUGCCUGAUGGACCUGGAGCCAAACCAGUCGGGCCCGAUCCGCCCAAAAGGAAUCAAAUGAUGAAGAGCUUUGAAGGACACGCCCUUCCGGGCUCUUACUUCCUAGGACUUGGACUCCUGUGGUGUGUGAAACACCCCAUCAAGCACUUCAUGCAAAAAGAGAACAAAAUCUUCAGCGCCAAUAAGUAUUUUCAGUGUCUGGAGGUCCUUGAAGCAGUGGCCAAGACCUCCCUUUCUCUAAUAGGAUUUUUUGCUGGGCAGUUCAUUCCUGGGGGACCCUGCUUGCAUCUCUACAACAAAAACGGUAACAGCUGGGUGAAUCUGUUAGCCUGGACGCAUGGAACCAUGUACCUUGCCUACGGCCUCUCUGGCAUAGCGGAAGUACUCAGCGCUCUCCACCUCAAGGUACUGCCUGGGCUGGACCACUUCAUGCUCUCCCAAGCUAUGUUCAUUCAAGGUCUGCUCUUCUAUUUUCACGGCCACGACCGCCUUGCUCUGGAUCAGCACGUCCACUUGUUGAUGCUCCUUCCCAUAUUCGGUGGUGCCUUCUGCUCUCUCUUUGAAGUGUUCUUGCGAAACCGCCCGAUCCUGGAGCUCUUAAAGACCAGCAUGUUUCUGCUGCAAGGAUCCUGGUUCUGGCAGAUUGGAUUUGUUCUGUACCCACCAUGGGGUGGGCCAGGCUGGGACCAGUCUGAUCAUGAAAACAUCAUGUUCAUUACCAUGUGCUUCUGCUGGCAUUAUAUGGCGAUUCUGCUCCUUGUCACCCUCAGCUAUCCCACCACUUACUGGUGCAUUAAAAUAUGGAAGAAGUGUAUCAGACUCCAAGAUACCGAGAGACUGAAGUUUGUUAGAAGUUCCUACACUCUGCUCUUAAGAGCAACAGACCAGGAAGGAGAUGGCUCCAAGCAGCCCUUUCUUCAUUCCUAGAAUCCAGAUGGAUUAUUAAGAAAAUGAAAGGAUUUUUC
Struthio camelus australis is the source of this 1383-nucleotide messenger RNA. Lineage: Eukaryota; Metazoa; Chordata; Aves; Struthioniformes; Struthionidae. The record is from RefSeq and is a predicted model, not a curated record.